This is a messenger RNA of Penicillium angulare, 1116 nucleotides long. RefSeq lists its product as uncharacterized. The record is from RefSeq and is a predicted model, not a curated record. Bases 1 to 1116 code for a protein of 371 amino acids. Lineage: Eukaryota; Fungi; Ascomycota; Eurotiomycetes; Eurotiales; Aspergillaceae. The transcript has 4 exons.
AUGGCUGGAACGCUUGGAUGCAAUAAUCGUGCAAGUGGGGAUGCUGACGAUGUCAACGAAGAAGAAAGGGAAAGUGACACCAAAUCAGACGUCUUGAUGGAUUGCAUCACUAGCGGUGCACUUAGUGUUUCAAGCCAGCUGGAUGAGUUUCGACGGUUUUUCGACUUGAAAAAUGACUACUGGAAUACAUUUAGGGAACGAGUGAAGAAAGAGGUGGAAGAUAAUUCUACCUGGCAAGUUGUCCGCCAUAAUGACAAGCAACGGCGAAUCUGCGCCAAAAAGUUUCUUGAAAAAUACGGUCAUCAAUAUUGGGGAAGCUAUGAGAAUCGGAGGGAAUAUUUGGUUACGGAGGGAGUUGAGAAUGAAAAGACCUGCAGUUAUCCCGAUAAUGGGGAAGCUCUUGCUGCAGCGCUCGACAUUUUGAUGUUGAAGACGGCUAAGAUUCAGACGGCUAAGACUCGCCGAGCUAGUGAUGGUGUACGAGAUGCACAGCCCUCGUCGGCUACAAUUCGCCCGGCCGAACUGGGCGGCUCCGCCACGGCUCCUCCAGCUGAAACGAGCAAUAAUAACAAGUCUGCUGUAUUGAAGAAGGGUAAAGCAGUUAAGAAGGCCCAGACAGGCCCAAGUGGUAUCAUUGGACCCGGUACCAAUGGUGCGGAUCAAGAAGCAAUAGAUAGGACAGACAGUCCUACAGAUUCAACCGCUCAACCAAUCCCUGAUGGUCAAAAUGGAACCCUUCGCGGCAGUCAACUCGCGACCUACUUCCUGGUUAAAAGCAACAUCAGCAGCUUGCUGACUCCCGUAUGUGUGCCAUUUAGCACCUUCAAAUCCUCGACCGAUUUCAUUAAUCAACUUGUGGCUAAAUGCUUGCCUCGUGGCUUAUCUGUGAAUGAUUCCGAGGAACAAUUUCAUGACAUGCAGCCUAAUGCGGUGAUCACCUUGCCGUGGUCAUCCUCUAAGACGCCGUUUGUUCUUCGGCCGGACACGGAUGAUCUUGAGGCUUUGAUGGCCCGACUGAGCUGUGCAUGGACUGCCCAGGAACAGGGCAAGUUACAGAUGUUUGGAUUUGAGGUCGAAGUCAUGUUGAACUUUGAAGCGAAGAAUGUUCGGGCGUAA